This is a messenger RNA of Gongylonema pulchrum, 1128 nucleotides long. The record is from the annotation of a GenBank genome assembly. NCBI's taxonomy places the organism in Eukaryota, Metazoa, Nematoda, Chromadorea, Rhabditida, Gongylonematidae.
AUGUCGCUUGCCGCUGCCUGCAAGCUUUUCAUAUGCUUCAUCCCCCUGUGUUUAGCUGCACCCGGCAACCACUCAUCUCUUAGUAGUGAUGCGCCAUAUCAGCCGGUCGCCGAAACCAUUCCAGUUACUUUCACGGGAACGACCAGCUAUUUAUCUCUUCCAGACGCGUCUUCCAGAAAUUCGGCUGCAGUUGAGCCAGAUGCAAGAUUCGUCGAAAACGUCGAAACUGAUCUUUCUGAUAUCAAAGGUGCGUUUUAUUAUAACCGGCUGGAAUCGAACAUCAAAGAAUGGCUGAAAACAAAGUUCUGGUCGAUUGAAGAUCAUCAAAGUUCAAUCCCAAAUGAGAACUUAACCGCCGAACGAGGUAUCAAGAAUUUUGAAGCCACGCUACGCGCAGCCGAACCAGAUGCUGCCCACGCUGCAAUUGCAACAAUGAUGCCAUUUGUGGACUCAGAUGUUCACACUAAUCAAUCAGAAUUGUGGAACUCGGGACUCGACAGCAACACACUUAUAGCUUUGAUUUCGAAAAAUGCUCAAUUCAGUGGACUGCAAUCAGCUGCAGAUUUGGAGCAGUUGGAGCACAUCCAGCAGAAGCCCAUCACUUCCAAUAGCACGACAGCGCUGCACAGCAACUCUUUUUUUGCCUACGUUACAGCACAAAUUCCUUCAGGCCCAGUGGAUUUAUCCAGAACCCAUUAUAAAUCGGAAGAUUUUUCUUCGAUUCCUUCCACUGAGAUUGACAGCAAAUCAAUUUCAACACUUUUGCAAAGUCCCACCACUGAUAAACUCGGGCCGUAUGCAACUUGCCUGCACGGCUCUGCCAGUGGAUCAGGUGUAUUUUCCAUGUCAAGACCCAUCGAUCUAGAACAUGGACCGAAUUUAUCUUUUUCAAUAGAUCCACGCAUAUCGCAAGGCUCUACCAAAGGUGCGACAGCAUCAAAUCUUGUUAUUAUGAGAAGUUCUGCUGCCUCUAAUCCUGUCACAAAUGCACUAGACAAAUACACCGUCAUCAGACAACUAAAAAAGAAAUCAAAACUUCGUGCUUUGAUCUGCAAUAAUUCGACUCCGCCUGUCGUGAAUCGUGUACCAACUCGUAAACCGAGUAUGACGUGCCACUACAUUUUAUAA